ACCUGUGCUCGCUUCACUCCCUUACACACUGCAGAGACCAGAUCCUGCACAUUGCGCCCUGGGCCGAGGCCCUAACCCACCUAGCGCUUUCCGCCACCUAGCGCUGGAGGCCCAAGCCUGCCGGAUCGGGGGCUGGAACCAUGUACUGGCUCGUGAGCCUGCCCCACGAUGGCGGAGCUGACCAGGCCUGGACUCGGCUGCAGGAGGCGACCACGUACACAAAUGACUACAGCUCCAACUUCAAGUUUGCGCUGCCCGAGAGCUUCAGGGUUGGCACGCUAGACUCGCUGCUGGCCCUGUCUGACGACCUGGCCAAGGUGAACCAGGCGGUGGAGGGCACGGUGAACAAGGUGCGGCGGCAGCUGAUGGAGCUGCAGGCGAGCGUGGCGCCCGAGGACCGCGCCGAUGUGUGGGUGGAGACGCAGACGCCCGAGGGCUACCUGCAGCGCUUUGCCUGGAACGAGGCCAAGUACCCGUCACGCCGCCCGCUCAAGGAGAUUGUGGCGUCCAUCAUGGACAACGUGCAGAAGCUGGACGACGACCUCAAGGUCAAGGUGACCGAGUUUGGCCAGCUGCGCAGCACGCUGCAGGCGGCGGCGCGCAAGCAGGGCGGCAGCCUGGCGGUGCGCGACGUCUCGUCGCUGGUGCCCCCCAGCCAGCUGGUCUACACCGAGAACCUGACCACGCUGCUGGUGGUGGUGCCCAAGUCGGCCAAGGGCGACUGGCUGGCGCAGUACGAGAGCUUGUCGGAGUUUGUGGUGCCGCGCUCCACGUCAGUGGUGGCCGAGGACCAGGACUAUCAGGCCUUCACGGUGGUGCUCUUCAGGCGGGUGGUGGACAACUUCAAGACCGCGGCGCGCGGCAAGGGCUUCCAGCAGGUCAAGGACUUGAAGGUGGACCCGGAGGCGGCACGCAGCAGCGAGGCGGAGCUGGCGCGGGUGCGCACCGAGGUGGAGCAGCGGCGCGUGUCGCUGGAGCAGUGGUGCAUCACCAGCUACGGCGAGGCCUUCAGCAGCUGGAUCCACGUGUGCGCGGUGCGGCUGUUUGUGGAGAGCAUUCUGCGCUACGGACUGCCGCCAAAGUUCCUGUCGGUGCUGAUGCGUCCCAACGCCAAGUACACCGCCAAGCUGCGCAAGCUCAUGGCGCACUCGUUCAGCCACACAGGCAGCGACCACUUCUCGGCGGAGGGCGCAGGGGAGGACAUGUUCCCGUACGUCUCCUUUACGCUCAACAUCGAGGGCUGAGGCAGCAGGCCUGCUCGCAGAGCAGCCUUCCAGGCCCAGGCUAUCCUGCCUGGCUCCCCGCAGCAAGCCAGCACCGCCGCUGGCCACCGCGCCAGCGGCGCUGCCCGCCUCGCCUCCUGCCCCACCCCCACACACAUGACGCUGCGCUCCCCCCACACUGCCGCUCCCCGUUCUGCACCCUAGCGACGCCGCAUCCCCAUUGUUUGCCGCUUUUGCUCUCGCUCUCGCUUGUUGGCGGCUGUGCCCAGUUGGCACCUGCUGCCGGCACAGCCCGGCUCUCCACCGUGCUGUUUGCACCUUCUGUACCCUACCCUGUGUCUUUGUUCCCUGUCUGUAAGCACACCACUAC
Chlorella variabilis is the source of this 1593-nucleotide messenger RNA. RefSeq lists its product as hypothetical. The coding region runs from base 141 to 1244 and encodes 367 amino acids. Gene Ontology annotation, biological process: proton transmembrane transport. The record is from RefSeq and is a predicted model, not a curated record. Gene Ontology annotation, cellular component: vacuolar proton-transporting V-type ATPase, V1 domain. The transcript has 5 exons. Gene Ontology annotation, molecular function: proton-transporting ATPase activity, rotational mechanism. NCBI's taxonomy places the organism in Eukaryota, Viridiplantae, Chlorophyta, Trebouxiophyceae, Chlorellales, Chlorellaceae.